Molecule: messenger RNA, 855 nt
Organism: Truncatella angustata
Lineage: Eukaryota; Fungi; Ascomycota; Sordariomycetes; Amphisphaeriales; Sporocadaceae
Product: RmlC-like cupin domain-containing protein
Exons: 1
Coding region: 1-855 (284 amino acids)
Source: RefSeq, a predicted model, not a curated record
AUGUCGAAAGCCCUUUCACACGCCAAGAUCACUCCCCACCGUUCAAGUGCCCGUGGCCACUCGGACCAUGGCUGGCUCAACACUUACCACAGCUUCUCUUUUGCUGACUGGUACAACCCCGACUUCACAAACUUUGGCUCAUUACGGGUUUUGAACGAGGACAGAGUCAAGGCAAACAAUGGUUUCCCAACGCACCCACAUCGUGAUUUCGAAAUCUUCAGUUACAUCCUCUCUGGAGAGCUUACUCAUCGCGAUAGCAUGUUGCAGAAGGGAAGCGAAGGCGGUCUUUCGGAUAAAUUCUACCGUAUGCACCGUGGAGAUGUACAGUUUACCACCGGAGGAACAGGAAUCGCGCACUCCGAGUUUAAUGAGCACAAGAAAGAUACAGUCCACUUCCUCCAGAUCUGGGCUCUGCCAUGGAAGCGAGGUCUCACCCCACGUUACCACACCCGUAACUUUCCGGAUGAAGAAAAGAAGAAGCAGUUCGUGCCGAUUCUGAGUCCUCUCAAAGGAGGCCCAGACGCAACUGCAGAGGAAGAAAAGAAAGCGGAGCCUACGAUUGCCGACACCAUCCCGAUCCAUGCGGACUUUGUCAUGGCCGCCGGCAUUAUUGCUCCUGGAGCUAAGUUCGAGUGGACGGUAGGCGCAAAGGCCACAGAGAGCAACAGGCGCAAGGUUUAUGUUCACCUGCCGAUGACAAAGGGCGGCAAAUCCAAGAUCCGUAUUGACGGGCGUGAUGAUGUCUUGAAUGAAGGUGACGGCGCAUUCGUAGACGGAGUUCGUGCAGGAGACAAGUUGUUUGUUGAGAGUGUCGGUGAGGCAGAUGCUGAGGUGGUUCUUUUGGACACAGCAUAG